This is a messenger RNA of Adineta ricciae, 267 nucleotides long. Lineage: Eukaryota; Metazoa; Rotifera; Eurotatoria; Adinetida; Adinetidae. The record is from the annotation of a GenBank genome assembly.
AUGAAAGAGUUCAAUAUCAAAUCAGAUGAUGAAAUUGUUUCGUUCGCGACAUUAUUUGGCAUGUGUGAUUACAUAACGUUUACGCUAGCUGCAGCCAAGUUCAAUUCUUAUAAACUAAUGCCGUAUGGACCGUUGGAAUCGUUUCUACCGUAUUUAGCUCGACGUGCACAAGAUAAUCGAGCAAUAUUUAAAAAAGCGGAGAAAGAUCGAUUACUUAUGUACAAAGCAUUGAGAGACCGUCUGUUCAAAACUCAGCAGUGGUGUUAG